AAAAAAGGUGCCAGUAACACAGUUGUUGGCAUGAUUUUUGGAUGUUUUGCUUUAUUCAAUUUCUUGACUUCUUUAAUCUUAGGAAAUUAUUCUCUCCCCUGACCCAUGGUGAAUGAUUUCCUCCUGAGGAUGAGGUGGCUCAUCAAGAUGUCACACAAGUGCCAUUGGUUAGUUCAGCCUAAGUGCCUGGGAUGACUUUCAGCUAUGGCACAAACCUCACCAAGUACUUUGUGGAUGGGAGGGAGCUGCCUUCACUAAAGACGCUGAAGUGAACAAGUUUUUAUCAAUAGAGGUGCGUGGUCCUGCAGUCAGAAAUCAUGAGAAUUUCACUGAAACUCAGCGGAGUACUGGCUUCAUUAAUAACGGCUGAGACACAACGACUUUGCCCAGGCCUGAACAAGACAAACAGUCCGAAAUGUCUGCUUUCCUUAGGGGAAGGUUAUAGCACGGAAUUACAAGCUCAGAUAUACUGUGUUACUGGAUUGAGUUAGCCUUGUGGCAUGCCUUUCGUCAUCCAUCACCCAGGUGAUAGAGUCUAAAAUGAAUGAAGAUGAGAUCUCUUUUCUGCUAAUUUUGAGAAUGGGAAAGGCUGGAGUUAACCAUGUUUCCUAUUCCAAAGCUUUGUGGUAUUCAAGUUCAUGGUAAAAUUGCUUUUGAGCCAGCUUCCCUUGACUCUUUUCUGAGAGAGUCUCCUCAGCCUCUCUUGUGCUGUAAACGUGGUGGGUACUUCACUGCUAACUUGAUAUCAGUGACAAACUGGAGGGGGAUUGUAUUGCUUUGUGUAAAUGAUUGUUUGUAGUAAUGAAUGCUGCCGUAAUCUGCUGCUGUACGGAAGCUGCAGCAAACAGCUGUGAAAUAGUUAACUGUACCAAUCUGAAAACUGGGUUAAGUCACUUAGCCAUUUAGAAUAUUUUUAGGUUCAGUAUUGUAUGAAGGCACACAGACAGGAGCAGUUUCUCCAGAUCUGGUAGUUGCAUUUUCUGUGAAAUUCCCGUAACAUUGUGAAUUCUUAACAGUAAUGUACUUGAAAGAUUUUUGAUUUAGCUUUGAAAUAAUAACCUGUAAAGAUGAUAUUUAAUUUACAGCUUACGCAAAUUGGAGCAAAAUUCAUGUUUGUAGCAGGGAUGUUUGUUUCUGGAUGUGUUACAAUUCUGUUUGGAAUGCUGGACAAGGUGCCCAGUGGACCAGUGUUCAUCAGUUUGUGCUUUUUAGUAAGAGCAAUGGAUGCAGUAGGUUUUGCAGCAGCAAUGACGGCGUCAUUUUCAAUCCUUGCAAAGGCAUUCCCCAAUAACAUAGCUACUGUCAUGGGCAGCCUUGAAAUUUUUACAGGGCUUGGAAUGGUGCUGGGCCCACCUUUAGGUGGUUUUUUAUAUCAAUCAUUUGGUUAUGAGGUCCCUUUCAUUACACUGGGGUGUCUGAUGUUGGUCUUGGUGCCUGUGAAUAUGUUUCUGUUGCCAAAAUAUGAUUCGAUCCCUAGCAAGGAUUCCUUUUGGAAGCUCGUUCUUCUGCCAGAAGUCUUACUUCUCUGUCUUACUAUAUUUUCUCUAAGUGCAUGCUUGGGCUUUUUGGAUCCUACAAUGUCUCUGUUUAUCCUAAAGAAGUUCAAACUCCCAGCUGGUUAUGUAGGCUUAGUAUUCCUAGGUUUGGCACUCUCGUAUUCCCUUUCUUCUCCUUUCCUUGGACUCUUAAGCGACAAGCUGCCAUACCUCAGGAAGUGGCUGCUGGUUUCUGGAGGCUUAAUAACAGCAGUGUGCUUUUUCAUGUUAGGACCUGCUCCUGUACUGCACAUUGAGAGUCAGCUGUGGACUUUUGUCCUAGUGCUGGUUUUGAUUGGCUUUUCCCUUGGCAUGAGCGCUAUUCCAGUAUUUCCAGAGAUACUGCACUGUGCAUAUGAUAAUGGAUUUGAAGAAGGUCUGAGUCUGUUGGGACUGGUGUCUGGGCUCCUCAGUGCCAUGUGGUCUCUUGGUGCAUUUGUAGGUCCCACUCUAGGAGGUUUUCUAUAUGAGAAGCUGGGUUUUGAAUGGGCCUCAGCCAUCCAAGGGGGAUGGUCGCUGUUAAGUGGACUCGCAAUUGGAAUAUUCUAUAUCAUUGAGGCCACAAGGAGGAGUUCCAGUUCCAGCCUGCAAAACCUUUCUGGCAGUAAUGAAGAAAGAACUCAUCUGUUGGGUAGUGAAACAUAGCCGGACAUACUUUUGGAUUCUCUCUUUAAAACUAUUGCAGUUUAACUCAGUCUUGAGAUGAGUGGACUUAGAAAUGUUGCAUUAAUCUCGAGAUGGGAUACGUGAUCCACUAGUGAACAAUCAGUUGUCAUUUACUUGUAGCUGCAUCUCUGUUUUGAAACACUAAACACUGACUACCUUUCUUUUUGGAAGUCCUCAUGUGGAUUGACUGAACUGAUAAGUUACCUUCAGAUGUCAGCCUGUUUGAUCGUGUUCCAUAUGCAGUGCACCAUAUGCAUGCAGUGCACCACUGUAUGUGAAGAGGUGUAUUUUCAAAUGUCUUAACUUCUACACUUGAGUCUGCUGUGGGUUAUUCUCAGAUAAAACUACUGGUUUUCCUACCAUGAUUUUCUGUAUCCUUUUUUUAAAGGAUCCUGUAAUACUUCAACUGAUAACAUAAAAUGUUGAAAUGGAAUUUGAAAAGGCAAAGCAUUAAGCACAAUAUUGUUUACAAUAAAGCAACUUUUUUCUGAAA
This is a messenger RNA of Struthio camelus australis, 2694 nucleotides long. It is a transcript of the gene SLC18B1, whose product is annotated as solute carrier family 18 member B1. Gene Ontology annotation, biological process: transmembrane transport. Lineage: Eukaryota; Metazoa; Chordata; Aves; Struthioniformes; Struthionidae. Gene Ontology annotation, molecular function: transmembrane transporter activity. The record is from RefSeq and is a predicted model, not a curated record.